UCACUCCUUCAUGAGCACCGGAUGCCCCAGCUUCUUCGACACCUAACACACACACAGAUACACACACAGUGCAGGAGACAGAGUGACACCCACACACACAGAGGCAAUCGUGCAGCAAGACUCUGUCCUCACCUGUCGUGUCUUGUUGUGGGGGAUAGGCAGACCGAUAUCAGCGCAAUUGACGUAGCUGAAGUGUGGUUGCCGGACAUACAAUGCGGCGACGUGUGUGUGUGUGUGUGUGUGUGUGUGCCCUUACCCCUCUCUGUGCGGUUGUCCGUAUGCCCUGACGAGCACUGACGCGCCCUGAGUGUGCGUCCUGACGGCCCCAUGUUGCAGGAUCACCACCUUGUCGCCAACGGAGCACUGCAACGCCGGAAAGCACACACGCUGAGACCACACACACACAGGGGCAUCCACAAGUACACAGUGUUGGUUGUCUGUCGGGCUUGGCCACUCACACGAGACGGCGGGUUGAGGAUGGUGACGACGUUCUGGCAGACGACAUUCUGUAUCUCACACUCGAACCACAU
This is a messenger RNA of Vitrella brassicaformis, 530 nucleotides long. NCBI's taxonomy places the organism in Eukaryota, Vitrellaceae. The record is from the annotation of a GenBank genome assembly.